Messenger RNA from Psammomys obesus (fat sand rat), 2040 nucleotides. It is a transcript of the gene Ms4a10, whose product is annotated as membrane spanning 4-domains A10. Gene Ontology annotation, cellular component: plasma membrane. Lineage: Eukaryota; Metazoa; Chordata; Mammalia; Rodentia; Muridae. The coding region runs from base 285 to 950 and encodes 221 amino acids. Gene Ontology annotation, biological process: cell surface receptor signaling pathway. The record is from RefSeq and is a predicted model, not a curated record. The transcript has 10 exons.
CUUCUAGCUCUGUGCUGAGGCAGCUCUGAUGGUAAGGCGCAGCUGAAGCCCACAGCGGAGGCCCCUGGGCCAACCCACCCUCGUGGAAGACACAUGUUCAGGCCCCUGAAGUGUUGUGGGAUCCUCCUAGCUCUGUCUCUGCCUCCCAGAGCCUAAGACCAAUGAUGACAACUUCCUGAUGGCCAGGCCGCUAUCUUAAGGUCUCUGGAAUGAGAGUUAAGGCUGGAGCCUGUAAAUAAACACCGGAAAAGGACACAGAAAGCCAGGGUACCCUGCCAAAGGCAAUGGCGCUACAAGCUCCCACCACUAUUGGCUCUGGGGAAGUCCCUCAGUGUCAGGACCUAGGACCUGCCCAGCCCAUGCAGAAAGUGGCCCAACCCCAGCAUCUGGUUCCAGAUGGACACCUUGAGAAGCUCCUGGAGGGACGUGACCUUCUUCAGAAGUUGACUGGCUUUCACAUCACCAUUGCUUUUGUGCACCUGGCCCUUGGCGGUUACCUGCUCUCCACAGUCAAGAAUCUGCACUUGGUGGUGCUGAAGUGCUGGUAUCCAUUCUGGGGAGCUGUCUCUUUUCUCAUUUCAGGGAUCAUGGCCAUGACAACAAGGACAUUUCCCUCCAAGACCUCUCUGAAGAUACUCUCUGUGACAGCAAACAUCGUCAGCUUGUUGUGUGCACUGGCUGGCUUCUAUCUCAUUGCCAAGGACCUCUUUCUGGAGAGCCCUUUUCUAUGGCCAAUCUGGAGACCAUACCCCAACCCCACAGCCUACAUCCAGAGACUGGAGCUUGCCCUGUUCUGCUUCACCUGCCUGGAAAUCUUCCUAGCAGGGCCCACAGCCAUCACAAUCUGCAGGAUGAAGCACCUGUGUGCAGAGGAUAAGGGUGACUGCCCUCUUGAUUCUGACGCACCCAUGAAGCGUGAAGGUGUCACUGGGGCCACCACCAUGCUGUGAAGGCGUGGCUCAAGGUCCAAGGAACUUAAGAAAGCAGUUGAAGACUUCUCACUAGUAAGUGCUCGUGUGGCUCCAAGCUGAAGCCCUGCCCCACUGAUGAUGUGCAAGGUGGUUGUAGCACAGCCCUGACUCUCCAGAAGGGACAGUUCAGUGGAGAGGUGACAUGGACACAUUCAAAGGAAUUCCAGCAACAUCAGCCCUCUUAGCUCAAGGGAACCCUGUCCCCGCUCCAGCCUAUCUGCCACACAACAAGGCACAGAUCAGCCCAGAUUUUUAAUUGAGUCCCCUCUGGGUCCAGGGAGCACUCAGUCCUUGCUGUCGACCUGGAGGAACUGCCAAGUGUCCCUACACCCUAUUUGGUUCUAAACAUCAUUGAACUGUAAUGGCAUGAGUCCAUUUAAAGGAAGGUGUUAUGACGUGUGCAUGCUAAGAGUUUGUAGUUAAGUUGGCAGAGGGUUUUCCUGCCUGGGAAACAAGCAAAGUAGAUCUCCUUACCCGUCUCAGCUUACAGAAAAGAGUUGGAUUUGAAUUCUGACUUCAGUUAUGUUUCCCAUGGCCCUUGAACUUGUAAUUCUACUUUCUAAUCUCACCAAUCUCCUAUGUUAAAAGAAUCUUUGGGAAUCUUCUCACUUAACCUCAUGCCACAGAUGGAGACGCUAAGGGCCAGAUGGGUGAGGAAGGCUCAGAGUGUUAGCCAGAAGGUGGCUUUGAUGGACAUGAGGCUGGAUCCCAUGUCUUACAUUAUUAUCACCUUGGCCAUGACUCCUCAGCCCACAGCCCCCCCACUUCCUGGGAUCCUAAGAGUUGUAUGAAGAUCAGCUCUUGGGUCUAGCACCCACCCAGCUCCCUUGCUUCCAAACCUUCUGUUUCCCCACAGCCACCCCAAGAACAUUAAGAGAAAACCCGAAACAUGGGCCUCCUCCUUCAGCACUGAGGCAGGUCAUGGAGGCCUGAUGGUCAUUCCUUUGUCCCACAGAUAAAGACUGAAUUCCUACAGUGCCAAGUCCAUCCCUGCCUCCCAGCAGCUGGACUCCAGUGAUGACACAGGCAUGACUCACACAAAUAAAUGCAUAACUGCUAUAAAGAAAAA